Messenger RNA from Candoia aspera, 6970 nucleotides. RefSeq names its product tyrosine kinase 2 (gene TYK2). The transcript is spliced from 24 exons. Gene Ontology annotation, biological process: growth hormone receptor signaling pathway via JAK-STAT; intracellular signal transduction; cytokine-mediated signaling pathway. Bases 92 to 3655 code for a protein of 1187 amino acids. Gene Ontology annotation, molecular function: ATP binding; growth hormone receptor binding; non-membrane spanning protein tyrosine kinase activity. Lineage: Eukaryota; Metazoa; Chordata; Lepidosauria; Squamata; Candoiidae. Gene Ontology annotation, cellular component: membrane; cytosol; cytoskeleton. The record is from RefSeq and is a predicted model, not a curated record.
GGCGUGAAUGUCGGGAGGGGGCUUCUCCUUCUCCUGCCUCCGAGGGGGGCUUCUCCUUCUCCUGCCUCCGAGCUAAGGACUGAACGUUAGCAUGAUGCCGCUCUGCCACUGUGCAGUAAAGCACAAUGAAUCAGGCAUGGAGAGGUGCCAUUUUUCACCUGCUGGAGGCCUGAGGGUAUUCUUGCAUUGGAAGGGUGAGGCAGAGGAACAAUACCAGACUUACAUGAAAGGGACUCCUUGUGCUGAAGAAAUUUGCAUUGAUAUUGCACAGAGGAUAGGAAUUACACCAAUCUGCUUUUGUUUGUUUGCACUCUAUGACCCACAGACCAAACUGUGGUUCCCUCCCAACUAUGUCUUUGAUGUUGAUAAUGGCAUCAAGAUGACUUUGCAUUUUCGUAUGAGGUAUUAUUUCCGAAACUGGCAUGGGACAAAUGACAAGGAGCCAGCCGUAUAUCGCAGCACUCUUCGCUCAGCUGACUCAGAGGACAAGUCAUACAGGAGUGAGCAAGGCAGUGCCCUUCUGGAUAAAUCAUCAUUUGCCUAUCUCUUUGAGCAAGGGAAAUAUGACUUCAUUAAUGAUGUUGCCUCCCUAAAAGACAUGCGCACUGAGCAGGAAAUCCACCAGUUUAAAAAUGAGAGCCUGGGAAUGGCUGUCCUCCACUUGUGUCAUCUUGCACUUAAGAAAGGCAUCUCUCUUGAGGAGGUGGCAGAGAGAACAAGUUUCAAAGACUGCAUCCCACGGUCCUUUUGCCGACAGAUCCAACAGAACAAUUCCUUGACCAAGUUCCGCAUGAAAAAUGUUUUCAAGAAAUUCUUGCAGCGUUUCCAGCAGCACACAGUGAGCACUGGCAAACUUACAGAACAGGAUCUCAUGCACAAGUACCUAGCUACCUUGGAAAACUUGGCUCCACGGUUUGGGACUGAGCUCUUUGCAGCUGUUUCACUGGAAACCAUUUCGGAGGGUGAGAAGAUGCCACUUUACAUCAAUGGUGGUCAUACACAUCAGGAGAAUUCCUAUGCCUCUCCUCCUGGUAGCAGGCCUGUCACCCAUGAAGUCUUGGUCACCGGCAUUAAUGGGAUUCAGUGGCGGCCCAUCCUUGCUGAGAAAUCACAAAGUCAGACCCAUAAAGUUUAUGUGGGGAGGAAAGUCAAGACUAAAGACCACAAGUCCAAGCAGUCCUACCAACCAGUGGAGCAACAUGAAGCCAAAUGGGCACACUUUUGUGACUUCCAAGAGAUCACACAUAUUGUUGUCAAAGACUGCAAUGUCAGUAUCCAUCGCCAAGACAAUAAGUGUCUGGAUCUGACUCUUUCAUCCCAUGAGGCUGCUCUCUCCUUAAUUUCACUAGUAGAUGGUUAUUUCAGAUUAACAGCUGAUUCUAGCCAUUAUCUGUGUCAUGAAGUUGCCCCACCACGACUGGUUAUGAGCAUCCAGAAUGGUAUUCAUGGACCCAUGCAGGAAGAGUUCAUUUUGGCUAAGCUGAAGCGGGAAGAGCAGGAAGACGGGCUGUAUGUCCUCCGCUGGAGUGUUCUUGAUUUCAGUAGAUUGAUCCUAUCAGUACUGAAGAAUGGCCAGAGUGUCAGUACUCAAGGUGCUGCAAGCUAUAGACAGUUCCGGAUCCAGAAGAAAGGAAAUUCCUUUGUACUUGAAGGCUGGGAGCAAGAGUUUCCUAGUGUCCAAGAACUGAUAAAUGCUCUCAAAGGCUGUACUCUAAAAUCUGGAAAUGACAUCUUCAGUUUGAAGAGAUGCUGUCUCCCAAAACCAGGAGAGGUCUCCGAUCUGCUCAUCGCACGAAAAGUGAAGGACAGCACGAGACAGAUUCUGAAUUUGACUCAGUUGAGUUUUCAUCAGAUUCGGAAGAAUGAGAUUACCCAGAGAGCACACUUGGGACAAGGAACACGCACCAACAUUUAUGAUGGUGUACUUCAUGUUUGCGGUGGGGUCAACAGUGAUGAUGAGACAGAGUAUUUUUCUACUGAGCAGAAUAACAAUAGCCGUGAGAUGCAUGUGGUGCUCAAAAUGUUGGACCCAAGCCAUAGGGACAUUGCCCUGGCAUUCUUUGAAACAGCCAGCCUGAUGAGCCAGGUGUCCCACAUCCACUUGGCCUUUGUCCAUGGAGUUUGUGUAUGGGGUUCGGAGAAUAUAAUGGUGGAAGAAUUCAUUGAGCACGGACCCCUGGAUGUUUUUUUGCGGAAUAACAAAGGGCGGAUAACAGUAGGCUGGAAAUUCACUGUCGCAACACAGUUAGCUAGUGCCCUGAGUUACCUUGAAGAUAAAGGCCUAGUGCAUGGCAAUGUGUGCGCCAAAAACAUCCUGUUGGCCAGGAAAGGUUUGGAAGAUGGCUUGCUCCCCUUCAUUAAGCUCAGUGACCCAGGAGUCAGCUUCACUGUGCUCUCCCGAGAAGAACGAGUUGAUCAGAUCCCAUGGAUUGCUCCGGAAUGUGUCAAAGAUGUAAGCAACCUUAGCACAGCGGCUGACAAAUGGAGCUUUGGGACCACACUGCUGGAAAUAUGUUUUGAUGCAGAUGUGCCACUCAAAGAACGCACUCCUUCUGAGAAAGAGCGUUUUUAUGAGAAAAAGCAUCAUCUUCCAGAGCCAUCCUUCAAAGAACUAGCUACCCUAAUCAGCCAGUGCCUAAACUAUGCUCCUGGAGAGCGACCCUCCUUCCGGACUAUCUUACGAGACCUCACUCAACUGCAGCCACAUAACCCUCUCGACAUUAGCUCUGUGAAUCCUGCAUUCCCUGUAUCAGACCCUACUGUCUUUCAGAAGCGCUACCUGAAAAAGAUUCGAGAUCUGGGUGAGGGCCACUUUGGUAAAGUGAGCCUGUAUUGUUAUGAUCCCGCCAAUGAUGGCACUGGUGAGAUGGUAGCAGUGAAGUCAUUGAAAUCAGGUUGCAGCCAGCAGCUCUUGACUAAUUGGAAAAAGGAGAUUGAGAUCUUGAAGACACUCUACCAUGAGAAUAUUGUAAAAUACAAAGGCUGCUGCAGCGAGCAAGGGGAAAAGAUUGUGCAGCUUAUCAUGGAAUAUGUGCCUCUGGGAAGCCUGCGGGAUUAUCUUCCCAAGCACAAUGUAAGCUUGGCUCACAUUCUCCUCUUUGCCCAGCAGAUUUGUCAGGGAAUGGCUUAUCUCCACUCCUUGCACUACAUCCAUAGAGAUCUAGCAGCUAGAAAUGUGCUCCUAGAGAAUGAGAAUGUAGUAAAGAUUGGAGACUUUGGUCUUGCCAAAGCCAUCCCUGAAGGACAUGAAUAUUACCGUGUCUGUGAAGAUGGAGACAGCCCCGUCUUCUGGUAUGCUGUGGAAUGCCUCAAGGAAUGCAAAUUCUAUUACGCUUCUGAUGUCUGGUCCUUUGGAGUGACUUUAUAUGAAAUGUUGACACGGUGUGAUUCGAGUCAGAGCCCUCCAGCAAGAUUUAUUGAGAUGAUUGGAAUGACUCAGGGUCAGAUGACAGUGCUGCGGCUUAUAGAGCUAUUGGACAGAGAGAAGAGGCUGCCCAGUCCAAAAGACUGCCCUUGUGAGAUUUAUCGUCUGAUGAAAAACUGUUGGGAAUCAGAAGCUUCAUUCCGCCCAGCUUUUACAAACCUAGUGCCCAUUCUCAAAGCCUUCCAUGAAAAGUACAGGACCCAGGCCCCUUCAGUUUUCAGUGUGUAUUGAUGAGAACGAAGAGAUUUUGUACCAAAGACCAAAGUCUUAUUUGCACUCUGUGUCCUAGUGCUCUAUGUGUCUGGAAAGCCACAGUGCCAUGAAAGUUGCUUUCAGGUGACAGCAUCUUGGAUUCUGACUUUUCCUGUUUUGCUAUCCAGAGCUGUGCAGUGUUUCUGCCUCACCUGGGGUUUUUUGCACUUACCAAAGGCGAUGGAGCAUAAGGGAAAGCCCACGCAGUUUCUCUGUCUAGAUGAAAGGCAGAAGCUGCUUACAAAACGUUGUCCUUUGUUAGGUCCAACUGGGACAGAAGUCAUCUGUAAAGUCUCACUAUGGGACGUCCCGGUACAGGAAAGCAAGUUGGUGGCUUUAAUGCAUUUAAUGGACUGUUGAGCUUAUGAUGCAGCUGUAAUUCAAAGAACCACGAAAAUGAAGACAACGUGCUGAAAUGCAGUGUUUGGACUUGCUAUUUGUUGUAUCAUAUAGAACUGCUUACCAAAUAGAAUGAAGGGCAUCUGGCCUUUAUUUUCAGCAUCUUUGCAAGGAAAUGUGCUUUUUCUAACCUGGCAUUUGGUCCCAUUCACUCUUUUUACAUCUCUUUAUCACCCAUAGUACAGCAUUAUUUGCACUUCUGCUAGGUAAGGGUCACUCAUCUGCCCAUGUGGAGCCAGAAGCACCCUUAGCUGACUCAAUACUGGAAAAGUAAAUAUCUGAUCACUUCUAUUUCCACAGAGAAUUUGUCCCCAAAGAACAAUCCUUACUGUCAUCUAACCCAGAUAGAUGAAGAAAGGAUUCCCACUAAUGGGAAUUUGCAGCAGCUGCCAUGUUUCCCUUUGAACUUUCUAAGAGCUCACCAUGCUUUUUAAAUGAUAUAAUACAACUGCAUCUUUUCUUGGGCUGAGAACCAUUCCCAGAACCAUUAUUGGUUUGAAAUGACCAACCAAAAAACUUCACCACCACCUAUCCCCUGCUGUUUGCCAGUCAAAAACAUUAAAUUUGAAGGGAGGGUGAAAAGAAACUGCUGGCCUUAAAUAAUACUGAAAAUGAAGACAAGAAAUGCCUUUUGGCCACUAACUAGUUGCUACCUUCUGACAUGCAAGCUUUAGGUAGCACAGUAAAGAUGGCCUGAGCUGGUGGUCCCAUGAAAUGAUCUUUCAAAUGAAGUUCUGCUUUCAUGCAUGUGUAUCAGAACUUGUUGGGAGUGAGACUGCAGGCUCUACUGUAGGAUAUGUAGAUCUCCAUGCAGCACUGCAGUCAGUACACCUAAUACCUUCAGUACUGAUUUCUUGCUAACUUGUAUUCUUGGGUUCCUGACUUUUUGUAAGGGGGGAUUGCAUUUUACCCUGUUUUGCCAGUCUGAGAUUGCAGAAAGUUGAUGAGCCUGUCUCAGCUGUGUCACCUUAGAGCAGUGUUUCUCUCUUAGCCAUUGUAAGAUGUGUGGACUUCAACUCGCCAGAAUACCCCAGCCAGUACAAUCUUAGAGCACUCUUGUGGCCUCACCCCUGCCUUGGAGAAUGGGAGAGGUCCAGUCACAUUGGCCUCUGGGUAGCUCUCCAUCUCUAAAGAAUAUUGUCAGAGUUCAGUAUUUCUGGGAUUAUAACAAGCAGGGUGAUUUAAAACAAAACAGUUCAUUUAUCAGCUGUGCCUUGCCAGCCAGCGUCUUGGAGCUAUGAUUUAAUUUGAGGUGACUGCUUGUCCUUGAGCAUUCUAUCACCAUUCUGCUUCUCUAAGAUUAGAAGCAAUUACUUCUUUUCUUUCAGGUUGCCGUUUAAUUUGAAGUAUACCAUCAAUAAAGUGAUGAAGAGGAAAGGUAUAGAAUAAGAACCAGGAUUCCUAGAAGUUAUUGCCCAUUUUUGCCCAGAAAGGUUUAAUUAACUGGGGUCCACACAUGGUUCUAAUUCUCAUUUGCCCAAAGCUGAAGAUGGAGAGAGUGUUUUAAGAUACAUAAUGUUGAGUCUUUAUUAUUCAGAGCUUAUUUGUGUGACAAAUGAGAAAAAAUACAAUUGUGCAUAAUUUUGAUUAUUAUUUAGAUUUGGGGACUUAUUUAUUCAAUUUAUUUGACCACCUAACUCAUCAUAUGACUUUAGGUGGCUGAGGAAGUUGGCAGUCUGAAAAUAAUCCUAGAUACAAAUGGACAAAAACAACCUUUUGGUGAAGCCAUUUUGAUUGUCCUCUCAAUUGUAUAAUAGGAUCUGGUAGAAUAUAGCUUUGCGUGACUAGUCUUUGACUUGAGGGCCAAAUACCUGUCAGGUUAAUUGAAAGAAUACAAAUGGGGCACUGGCAAUUUUUAUGGAAGUGGGAGGGAGCUUAAUACUUGGAAAAGGCCAAUCAAAUAUACGUAUCACGACUUCCACAGGGAAGGUAAAAACAGUUUAAUUGCUGAUCCCUCCCAUCUCCAGCAGAUGUGAUGAUGAAAGAAGCUGAGCAGCAUGCUUCCUUGGAAGCGAGCUUGACGCUGAUUCGAUGAGAAAAAUAUAUGCAUGUACAAUUGCAGCCUUAGGUUUAUAUUUGUUGAACAACAUACCCUCUCUUCCCUACGGUGCAUGGGAAACUGCUUUUGAUGUUAAAAAAAAAAAUUCAAAGCAGUUUGCAAUGUGUUGGAAGAAAAUAACAAAUAUUCUAGUCCACUAGCAUAUUCAGUCCCUUCAGUGGGCCCAUUCAGAUCUUUGGAUCCUGACCUUAUGUUAAAAAGUGUUUGUGGUACAAAGAGGUUUUAUCACUUACAUUGUGAUUCCUUAAAGGUCUGUAUUUUAGUUGCCAAGUCUUUAGGACUACUUGACAUAAAAGACAAAAGUGUUUACAAAGUUCAUAGAGGCAAUCAGUUUUAUUCUUUUGAAGGCUGGCAUGCAUGCAGAAACAUUAAUAAACUUGGAGUGCUGGCCUUAAAACUAUUCUUAUCUUCCCUGCUCCUAUGCACAAUACAAUGCAACCUGUAUUGCCAGCUCUAAGCUCUGGAGUAUGGAAUAAUGCCAUAUUCUUAUCUGGGAAAUUAUCUUUGGCCUACACAGUAAACUGGGAAACUUCACAGCAUUGUGCCUUUUGCAUCUGGAACUGCACUGAAAAUUUAGGAGAAGGACCCCUUCUUCAACAAGAGCACGGGCAAGCUUCAGCUCACUCUCCCUUGCUUUUUCUGUGUCUACAGCUGCUGUGCGCAUGCAUAUGUGAGCUCAGAAAGUGUGUGUGAGAGAAGACAGUAUGAGUGUUCUGUACUGGAACUUCCUCCGACGUGAAUGUAUUCUGUCCGUCCAGUAGCAGCUAGAAUGAUGAUAUAAUAUGCUGGUAAUAGCUUUCACUUUUUCUUCAAAUAAAUAUCAUGUACCUUUCAAA